Molecule: messenger RNA, 5605 nt
Organism: Melanotaenia boesemani (Boeseman's rainbowfish)
Lineage: Eukaryota; Metazoa; Chordata; Actinopteri; Atheriniformes; Melanotaeniidae
Gene: usp10
Product: ubiquitin specific peptidase 10
Exons: 15
Coding region: 262-2883 (873 amino acids)
Biological process (GO): DNA damage response, signal transduction by p53 class mediator; regulation of autophagy; protein deubiquitination
Cellular component (GO): cytosol; nucleus
Molecular function (GO): cysteine-type endopeptidase activity; cysteine-type deubiquitinase activity
Source: RefSeq, a predicted model, not a curated record
GCUGCCACUACAACCGACCUCGCGCUGGGUUGGCUAACAAGCGAGGAAGAUGCUAGACGGAAAUGGCGGUGACUGCAAGGCGAGCAGCAUGAUUUGCUGAUGCAUUUCAUGGAUCAAAACUUUCGAAUGCCACUACAUCGUUGGAAAACUGACAAUGAUGUCGAAGUAGAGCACCUUUUGUAGUUAUCAUUACAAGCCUAUAAUACCUUUCCGGGGGAGUUUUCAUCUUGCCAGCGGAGGAGUGAAAAUCUCACCGGGAGCAUGGCUUCUUACAGCAACCAGUACAUCUUCGGGGAAUUCAGCCCUGAUGAGAUCAAUCAGUUCUUUGUGACUCCUCGAUGUUAUGUUGAGCUUCCUCCGUUCAAUGACAAAGUUCCAUGUGUCAGUCAGUCUUCUGGAAGUUACUGCACUCCUGCUGUACCUUAUAUUAUGGAGUCUAUGGGACUGCAGGUCUGCGCAGAAGACUAUCAGCGCAUUGAGUUUGGCGUUGACGAGGUGAUGGAUUCCAAGCCUGGGGUGAACGAUCCUUUGUACAAGGUGUCUAGCACUCUCAAUCCCCAGGCUCCAGAGUUCAUCCUGGGCUGCCAGUCAGCCCAGAAGGCUCCACAGACAACUCCUCCAGCAGCUGAUGUCCCCGAUGGGAGCCAUUUCAACUCGCUGGAUGGGCCUGACUCGGAGGCCUCAGCCCUGGACAAUCACCAGGCCUGCCAGGACAUAGACGGACUCUCUGGCAGCCUGGGACAGCGAAAGAAAAAGAAAAAGCGACCACCCGGGUACUACAGCUACUUAGAUCCAUCAACUAACGCAAACAGCAGCACUAGUGCAGCAGAUGGCGCGCCUGUGACAGCACUAGUGAAUGGACAUGCACUUGGAGGUCCACACCACAGUACUGAGGAUGGGGACAGUAAGGUAUUGUCAGGGGUUGAACUUGCCACCCCUGGACCUGUCUCCACAGCAACAUCAACAGCUGCUGUGUUGGACUCCACAUCCACUGCCAAUCAGAGGACUUGUGAUAGCCCUGAUGACUCUUCUUUGGACUUAACAAGUGGAGCUGCCUCUUUAUCAGAUGGCAACAAUGCAACUUCUUCCUCUCCAUCCUCCUCUCAAAGCAGAAGGAUGGCAGAGGGACCAAGGACUGCAGAUCAGCAGCCUGAUCAUUUGGCUCCACAGAGCCCUGAACUUUCAGAUACCCCACAAAGCCCUCGCUCCAAAUCACCUCUUACUCCUUCAGCUGCUGUGGCCACCCCCUCUGUCAUCACUUCCAUUACGACUACUGAAGAAGAGGGAAAGGAGGUUGCAGACAGUGGGGUGGCCAAUGGGCUAGAAGAACCUAAUACUUCUGUCAGUGCAGAAGGACACAAAGAAGACUAUGAGAGUGGGGAGCUGACUCAGCAUCUCACCCCAGACUCUGCUGCACAGCCCAUAGUGAUGGAGCAGGCACAUUCGCCUGCAAAUCCAGCUGCACCUACUGCCAAUCUUCCUAAAUCUUGGGCUAGCCUCUUUCACAACUCCAAGCCUCUACCUGGGGGCCCUCAGGCCUUUGUGGAGGUAAAGAAUGUUGUGGAAGUUGUGUCUUCCUCCCCUGCCACUCCCGAGCAACCUGAAAAAGUCGGAGAGGUAAAAGAAGGUCCUGUCCAUGUGUCAGAGGAUCCUAUGGCCCCAAAGCUUGCAGAACUUAUUCAGAAUGUGAAGUUGAUACAUAAACCAGUGUCUUUGCAGCCAAGAGGACUGAUCAACAAAGGAAACUGGUGCUAUAUCAAUGCUACCCUACAGGCCCUGAUCGCAUGCCCUCCCAUGUAUCACCUGAUGAAGGCCAUUCCUGUGCAUAAUGAAACACAGAGACCAUGCACCUCCACGCCCAUGAUAGACAACUUUGUAAGGUUGGUGAAUGAGUUCAACAAUAUGCCUGUGCCAUCUAAAACCAAACAGCAAGCUGUAGGUGAUAAGGUCGUAAAAGACAUCCGGCCUGGUGCACCUUUUGAACCAACUUACAUUUAUAGACUCCUCACUCUCAUCAAGUCAAGCCUUUCGGAGAAGGGUCGACAAGAGGAUGCGGAGGAGUACCUUGGGUUCACACUCAACGGAUUGCACGAGGAGAUGCUGGCAUUGAAAAAACUAAUCUCGCCUCAGGAAGAGAAAGCUCCCACACCCAAUGGACCAGAGUCCCAACCCGGUGUGGAGGAGGAUGUUGCUGAUAAGGAGGAAGAAGGAAGUGAUGAUGAGUGGGAACAAGUGGGUCCCAGAAACAAGAUUUCCAUCACUCGCCAAGCUGACUUUGUCCGCACACCCAUUACUGAUAUCUUUGGUGGACACAUCAGAUCAGUGGUAUAUCAACAAAAUUCCAAGGAGUCGGCCACUCUGCAGCCUUUCUUCACCCUGCAGCUGGACAUCCAGUCUGACAAGAUCCGCACAGUUCAGGAAGCUCUAGAAACAUUAGUGGCCCGAGAGUCUGUGCAGGGCUACACUUCCAAAACCAAGCAAGAGAUUGAGAUAAGUCGGAGGGUGACUCUGGAAGAGCUGCCACCCGUGCUGGUUCUUCAUCUCAAGAGGUUUGUCUUUGAAAAGACUGGAGGCUGCCAGAAACUGACAAAGAACAUUGAUUACCCCGUUGACCUGGAAAUCAGCAAAGAUCUCUUGUCCUCUGGAGUGCGAAGCAAAGUUAUGAAAGGCCAAAGAACUUACAGGCUCUUUGCAGUUGUCUAUCACCAUGGAAAUAGCGCAACUGGCGGUCAUUACACCACUGAUGUCUUCCACAUUGGUCUUAACGGCUGGCUGCGCAUCGACGACCAGGCAGUGAAAGUCAUCAACCAGUACCAAGUGGUGAAGCAGACUGCAGAGCGCACCGCCUACCUGCUGUACUACCGCCGCGUUGACUUGCUGUAGACACGCACAUACACGUCCCUACACACAACAUUACCUGACAUAUUCACAAAUACACUCACACAACAAACAUGUUCAGAAUGCACUCUUAAACAAAAUAGUACAUCCACACAGGACACACACACCCACCAAACUAAUUAACAGGAACACUGCCCAACUUGUUCUCUUGCAAGAUUUCCCUCUUCUUCCCUUCUGUCCUCGCUUUCCUGAGAACCAGCUUUUCCAAUGCCGUUUUCUUGUCAUCUUUUUAUUUUUGGAAGAAAAGCAAGCUGCAUUCAUAGAGAUUUUCCUGGGACUGCUCUCUCUUCUCUGUGCACCACUGCUGUUUCUUUUCCUUUUUUUGUUUAAAAGCAGCAAGGAAGGACUGUUGAAUAGACAAGGUGGGGGGUGGGGUGGGAGGGGGGUUACAGUUUAGGACCUGAGAUUCACCUCUGAUUGAGCCCACAGCUCAGCCCUGAUGGCAAACAGUGAACUCACUAACGCAGGAGGAACUAUCUACCACAGGCUGCAAGUGGACUGCAGGGGUAAUUCUCUGGGUCAGAUUACCUUUUUUAAGGAAAUAUCAGUGUUUGCCUUUUAGUAAACGAGAACUGUCGGCCUAAUGAAUUUGCAGCAGCUUAAAAGCCUAUUGUUUGUCCUUGUGCAUUGAAAAGGCCCAGCACCAGCAUUGUCAUGAGUCUCUCUUCCUAAGGCCAGAUUGUGUUCAUCUCUGCCACCACCAACACCCCCACCUGCUCCUCCAUUUUCUCACUUUUAUGAUACUUUUAAAUCUAGGUACAACUUGAGCCAUCAAAAACAGAAAAGAAAGAGGUGGUGCAUUGGAUGGAAACUUUACAGCUUAAAUGUUUUGAUCCAUGUUAUGGUAUUUGGGUUUAGAUUUAGAAAAGACUAUCUUUAAAAAAAAAAAAAAAAAAAAAAUUAUUGCGCUUUAGAAUUUAAUGACAAAUAAGCUUUUGUGCACAAAGUAUAAACUGAUUGAUGAUUAUAUGACAGGCAAAUGCAUAUUUUACAAAUAUUUAGAUUCAAAUGUUAAAAGAAAAAAAAAAAAAAAAUUCUAGCUGACCGAAAACCUGUUUGGGUCCUGAAAGACUGUGCCAGUUUUUAGAGUCAGAUCCCUUCUCUGGAGAAGUGGCAACCGAUCAAGACAGAUUCCACUGCAAAACCUGCCCUUAUUUACUCUGUACAUUUCCUUCUUUAUCCAUUUUUUUUCUUUUGUCAAAAGGUUCCAUCUGUGUAUUUGUGGCUUAUCAGUGUAGUUUUGGGCCACACAACCCUCUAUCCCCCCAACUCAGCAAAAAGCGGGGGCUGCCUUAGGUUCAAUGUGUGACAUUUUUCACUCAGUGUACAAGUCUAACCCAAAUCAGGUGGCAAUUGUUGAGUGUAAUGCCCAAAGAGUUAUGGGAAUGUACUCAACACCUCUGUAUUUACUGUUUUGUGGCUCCCUGUCGAGGCAAACUGAGCGUUGAGGGAAAGUGAGACUCCACCAGUGCUCAAUUCUGCAUAAAGAUCUUAGAUAAGUGAACAAAAGGUAGUGUUUGCUUUUGCUGAAGAUUGAUUCUUGGCUCACUCAUUGAUUGUGAUUUUUGUUUGCGUUACAAAAGGAUGUUGGGUUUAUUUUUUUCUUUUUGUCAUUGAAAUUGGCAUUUGACAAAGAAAUUAACAGACUAAAGCACAACAGCAAAUAAAAUUGAAAUAUUUCUUUGCUUGAUUUUCUUUUAUUUUUUUCUUCCCUCUUUAACUUUCACUCAAGACCAAUUUCAUUCCAACGACCAGUCUCAGAUUCUCAGUGUUAACUCAUCAGCUUGAGUAUAGCCACUUCCACACCUGUCUCAUAUGGACUUUAGUUUCUCCCGUGUCUCUGUUUUUAUAAAACAAGGUGCACAGGUGAGACUGGUUGCUCCACAUUUUCCAGUGUCAAAAGAAAUGGUGCAACAUGAUAUCAGUUUCCUACAUUCUAAUAGCAGUGUUUGUUUUUAAGCUAGUUUAACAUGCCCUUUGACUGUAAAUUCACAAGCUUUUUGGGCUCAAGUUUAAAUUAUAUUUGAUUUAAAAAAAUGCUCAUACUAAAAUAACUUAUCUUAUUAUGUGGUGUGUAGUAUCGAUUGACUUCUCAUGGGUUUCAUGUUCAGAAACCUUUCCCAAGUAAACCAAAGGACAUUAUAUUGGCCCUACUGCCUUCCAUUCAAUCCAUGACUUUAUUUUGCCUUGUCCAUUCGAGGUCUUGUUGCCAUUUAUCAUUGCACAAAGGAAAUGGCAUGCUCUGUUGAUGAAUCAUAACAUUCAUAGUUCAGUUGCACUGCUGGCUUCUGUCAUUUCUGCACAAAUUGUGACAUUGUUCAUUUUGCAUAUUUUCUUUCCCCUUUCAAAGAAUGUUUGGAAGAUGGGUAUUUGAAACAGACACCUUGAGCUUUCUGUUGUACAGUUGUCUUGGUGUCUGAUGGCUGGUCAGAAAAUGUGCUGGUGAAAAACUUCAAUAAUGUAUGAGUAUGUGCUCCUAACACUAUUGUCUGCUGGGAACUGUUGGGAUAUUGACCUAAAAACAAAGUCUAUUCUGUCUUUUGAUUUUAAGCCUCCAGCAUUCUAUUUUGUUUAUUGUUCAAAUAAAGGAUUGUGCAAAAAGCAGUUUGCUAAUCAAGUGUAGUCUGAAGAGUACAUGGUUUUCUUUCUCUUCACAGUAAACUGGCCUACAGAACAAUGUGCACAAUAAAGCAAAACUACAAAAUGA